AAUCCAGCGCCAAGAUUACAAUUUUAAAAUGGAACUAACAGUGCACUCUAGUGGCAAACGUCCAAAUUUAAUAUUGCUUAAAAUAAAGACUUGAAUCUUUCAAGUGCUUUUCUACUGGUAACAAACUUCUUCGCGCCAAAUCUUUCAUCUCAACAUACGUGAAUGUAAACACUUAAUACAUGCUGCUAAAUUUUCUAAACGUUAUUUGUACUGAAAUAAAAUGUGCAAAUAUAGAUCUAAUGAAUUGGACGGAUUUACCAAAAGAAAUCAACGAAGAUUUUGUUUCAUACAAAGGAGAUUAUGAUUUUCCGCAGUAUCUAUCUGAUGAAAAAGAGUGGGUCAAUUUCAAACAUAAAAACUUUGAAGAUAAUAUAGAAAUUUUUGAACCCUUCUUAAUAAUGGAAUUGUAUAGAUUUAUACCUUAUUUUGAGGGUAAACAUGUCAAAUUUCAUCCUCUCAAUAUGCCUUAUAUUAAAAUAAGAAAAAUAGAAAUAGUCGGAUUUGUGAUAGAUGUUUCUGAAGAUCCUAAAUAUUAUGAAUAUCAUGUUGAUGAUGGAACAGGAAAUAUUAUUAUUUAUUAUGAGAAAGAAGAUUUCAAAAGAGCUGCAUUGCGAAGAAAGAAAAUUGACAUUAAAUAUAAUAAAAGUGCAAAGAAUAUAGAUAUUAAAUCGUUAAAAACUCAAAAGUGCCCAAAACAUUUACCAAAUCCCCGUCCGAAAUUUGUGUAUUCUCCUGGGACAAGUAUAUCUGAUAUAGCUAUUUUUGAACAUAAUUGGUCACUGGAGACAAAUAAUGGGACAUUGGGUAGAAAACUAAAACGUUGUGCUCAUGUACAUGCAGUAGGUUACUGUACAUUCGAUUUUAUGUACACAAAGAAAUCAAGUGAAGAAAUUACAUGUGAAGAUUUAUUUAAUGCCAAACUAUAUUUUCUUGCAAACAGAAUUACUUGCAUAAGUGAACACAAAUAUAAUAAAAUAUUGCUUUUGUGGAUAAAUACAGUUGUUAGAAGACGAUAUGAUGAAAAUUUAAAUGAAACAGCAUCUUCUUCCAAAACAUAGAAAUAAAAGUAGAUUCUACUAUAUUUUACAGAUAUAAAAUGUGACAAUUCUAUACAAUUGUUAAAUGAUGGAAUAAAACAAUUAUAAUGGUACUAGAUAUAUUACUGAAAAAGCAUUUAUUUAGAACAUUUUGGAUGCAUUAUUCAUGUGUUAAAUAUUAUAUAUCGAAUUAAAAAUUUUUUAUUGUUAAUUAAAUUGAAAAUUCACACACAAUGAAAGGUUACAUGGCAAUGUCUUUUUUCAAUAAAUGCACAUUUGAUUGUUUCA
Bombus huntii is the source of this 1325-nucleotide messenger RNA. RefSeq lists its product as uncharacterized. The record is from RefSeq and is a predicted model, not a curated record. The coding region runs from base 180 to 1058 and encodes 292 amino acids. NCBI's taxonomy places the organism in Eukaryota, Metazoa, Arthropoda, Insecta, Hymenoptera, Apidae. The transcript is spliced from 5 exons.